Paraglomus occultum is the source of this 1026-nucleotide messenger RNA. The record is from the annotation of a GenBank genome assembly. NCBI's taxonomy places the organism in Eukaryota, Fungi, Glomeromycota, Glomeromycetes, Paraglomerales, Paraglomeraceae.
AUGAACAAGAAAAACGAUAUGUUGAAUCCUGGUCUCGUAAGUAUUGCGAGGUGGGAGACCAUCUUCAAGGCUAUUGUUCGUCCGGAACCUCUUUCCGAGCCGACUUUUGCUUAUCGGUCAGACAGACCCAGACAUCAUAGUCAUCAUCGAGACAAAGAAGUGGUUUGGGAGGAGAUGCUGAUGAUUGAGACGGAAAAAUUCGGACAGACAAUUUGGAAAAGAACCGGUGGCCGCGAAGAGUAUUGCCGCAAUCUUGACGGUUUUCGAUAUUAUCCACUAACUUACAGUGGUGGUAGCCAGGAUGGGAAACAGCACAAAUACAAAACGAAGCAGGGACAUUGGACUCCUGAGGAAGAUAAAAUACUCAUAGAAAUAGUAAAAGUGUAUGGUCCACAUAACUGGGAAAAGAACUCUGUACACCAUCCUAGUCGGAAUGGCAAGCAAAUGAGAGAACAAUGGCUGUCUUGUUUAAACGGAGUCAACAAAAAAGCGUUCUCAGAUAUAGAGGUUGCCACUGUUUAUUAUCUGCAUGACGUAGGAAAAAAAGGAUGGUCAGACAUUUCAAAACAACUUGAAAACGGACGUACGGCAAACUCGUGUAAAAACGUUUAUCACAAUAUCGUUCGCAAGAAACUUGCUAAAAAUUAUGAAAAAACCGCUCGUGAAUAUAUAAAGCUAUAUCUUGCCACGAAAGGGUUGUCACACCAGGUGUCGGAAGUAGAGGGUAAGGUAUUAAUGGGUUUGAAAAACUUCAAAGAGGUGGAAGCCCUGAGUAAGCACAAUUCUGAGAAUAAAGUGAAAUCGGCAUUAGACAAAUUCGGGAAUAAAGUGAAUUUGGCAGUAGACGAAUCCGAGAAUCAAAUGGACUUGGCAGUCGACGAAUCCGAGAAUCAAAUGAACUUGUCAGGUGACGAAUUCUGGAAUAGAGAAGACUUGAAAGAUUAUUCAUGGCAAGUCUUACAGACCGAGGAAAAGAUGGCAAUAGAAUUUCUUUUAACGGCAAAGAGCUCGGUCAUUGAGCCGUGA